This is a messenger RNA of Helianthus annuus (common sunflower), 1895 nucleotides long. Its product is annotated as probable chlorophyll(ide) b reductase NYC1, chloroplastic. Gene Ontology annotation, molecular function: chlorophyll(ide) b reductase activity. The coding region runs from base 168 to 1655 and encodes 495 amino acids. The record is from RefSeq and is a predicted model, not a curated record. Gene Ontology annotation, biological process: PSII associated light-harvesting complex II catabolic process; chlorophyll catabolic process. NCBI's taxonomy places the organism in Eukaryota, Viridiplantae, Streptophyta, Magnoliopsida, Asterales, Asteraceae. The transcript is spliced from 10 exons.
GUCAAAACCUUCACGUCACUAAUCAAGAACACCCAUCAUUGAUCAUCCUAAACCGAACAACCGGGACCAGAAGAUGGGAUUCCUGUAACGUGUGGUCAUCACAUUCCCCAAAUCUAAUAUACCUCUAUCACCUCUCCAAGAACCCUCUACAAACCCAUCUUCCGGCAAUGGCGACGGUGGCCAAAUUUCAGACAAUUCCACCGGACAGCCACCGUAGAACCACCCAACAGCCGCCCCCUCAACUGGGUUCCCGCCAAAGAUCAAUCUUAUUCCACCCACCACCUGUUUCCAGACAUGGGUUGCGUCUGCAACCUUGUAUGUCCUUCAAGACAGAUAAUGAUGUUGAUGAUGAUGAAAAAAGUAAUAAUAAGUUGUUUGGAGCUUUUAAAUCUUUGAUUUUCUCAAAGGAUAAUUCCAUUGAGAAGUUGGAGGAGAUCUUGUCAAGGGUUGCUCUGCAUUUAGGGAGGUAUAUUGUGACCAUGAUGAGUACAGGGGUUGUUUUGGCAGUUGGAUUUAAUUUGUCAGGUGGAGAUGGUCAGUUGAAUGAUUUGAUAUGGUAUAGUUGGGUUGGAGGGAUUAUAAUUGGAACCAUGAUUGGUUCGAAUAUGGUUUUGGAUGAAGUUAGCCGUGCUGGUCCGCGAAAUGUGGUUAUUACUGGAAGUACUAGAGGACUUGGAAAGGCUCUUGCGCGUGAGUUUCUACUUUCGGGUGAUCGUGUAGUUAUUGCUUCAAGAAGCAAAGAAUCUGUCGACAUGACAAUUAACGAGCUCGAGGAGAAUCUACAAGAAUGUUUGGCCACCACAAUGAGUUCAUCCAUGAAAAAGCUAUCAUAUGCAAAAGUGGUAGGCACAUCAUGUGAUGUUUGUGAUCCCGAUGAUGUUAGGAAAUUGGCAAACUAUGCUGUCGAUAAACUUGGUUCCGUUGACAUUUGGAUAAAUAAUGCUGGGACAAACAAAGGAUUCAGACCAUUGCUGCAGUUUAGUGAUAAAGAUAUAGAACAGAUUGUCUCUACGAAUUUGGUUGGAUCUAUACUUUGUACACGUGAAGCAAUGCGUAUCAUGGGAAACCAGCAUAGAGGAGGUCAUAUUUUUAACAUGGAUGGUGCUGGCUCUGGUGGAUCAAGCACCCCUUUGACUGCUGUCUACGGGUCAACAAAAUGUGGUCUUAGACAACUUCAAUCGUCACUAUUCAAAGAGUGCAAAAAGUCUAAAGUUGGAGUUCAUACAGCGUCUCCCGGCAUGGUUCUGACCGACUUGCUGUUGAGUGGAUCAAGUAUUCAGAACAAGCAAAUGUUCAACAUAAUCUGUGAGCUACCGGAGACGGUUGCUAGAACUUUGGUCCCACGCAUGCGGGUCGUAAAAGGAAGCGGUAAAGCAAUUAACUACUUAACCCCUCCAAGAAUUUUGCUUGCUUUAGUCACCGCUUGGUUAAGACGAAAGAGAUGGUUUGACGAGAAGGGAAGAGCAUUAUAUGCUGCAGAGGCAGAUAGGAUAAGAAACUGGGCGGAGAGCCGGACUCGAUUUUCAUUCACAGAUGCUAUUGAAAUGUACACGGAGAAUACGUGGGUGUCGGUUUUUUCACUUUCGGUUGUUUGUGCAUUCAUCAUCCUCUCUAGUACAGCCGGCGGUGCAUCACAUGCACAUCCGGGCACUUAGAUCUUCGAAUAUAAUAACCUGAUCCUGCUUGAUUAGCACAAGAUCCCGAAGAAAUGUAUGGGAUUUGGCUUCAAGUAACCAUGGAUGAUGAAUAUAAUCAAGUUGUAUGUGUGUAGAUACGGUCUGCGUAAAGAUAAUUAUACUUAACAAGACAGAAUGUUUAUCUGUUAAAGGAUGAGAACCAUCGUAUAGAUAUAUGUAUAUAUAAAAAGCGGUCGUCACCCGUAACCGUUAACUGUU